AUGUCUAUCUUGAUCCUCGAAACCGCCGAGACCCAAAUCAACUCCCAUGAACUGGGUAAGGAGAAAAAAGUCCCUUCCAGUCGACGGCUUGCACACACCCUGUCUACCCUCAACUACCAGUUCGGUCUGCAUGGUUUCGGUGCUGCCUGCACCUACUGGAUUUCUCGCUUUGCAAUAACAAAACUCCUGCACUCCCUCAUCCUGCAGCAUGAAUACCUCAACCCAAUCGCCUAUAUUCUCUCAUCGGUACUCCUCGCAGAGAACCACUUCUUCUGGACAGCCCGGAUGGUCCUCGCCCCAGGCCAAAUGAGCCUCGUUAGCAGCUGCCGCGACUACAAACGAUGGAAAGCCCUAGCUCUUCCAGCGAUGGUCCACGCCAGCGCCGAGGCGCUUAUGAGCCACGUCCCCACUAUAAUGGGGGAUUCAAGCUAUACACCUUAUGAAACCAACACUCUGAACAUCAUGUCAGGAAUUGUCCUGUCGGAUAUCCUACUCUCAGUCCUGAUUCGAGGCAAGCCAUCUUCCGAAAACGUGCGAGACAAUCGUUCCGUCCCCCCGGCAGCGGGGGAGCGGAUUGCGGAUUAUCGAGCUAUUCCCCACAGCGAAGCUACCACUAGAGACGCGGAAAGCAUGGCAGAUGAUAGGGACAGCAAGAAUACUAUGGUGCCUUGA
Molecule: messenger RNA, 672 nt
Organism: Aspergillus thermomutatus
Lineage: Eukaryota; Fungi; Ascomycota; Eurotiomycetes; Eurotiales; Aspergillaceae
Exons: 2
Coding region: 1-672 (223 amino acids)
Source: RefSeq, a predicted model, not a curated record